AUGGAGUGGUACGAGACGGUGACGGAGUUGCAGGAGACGGUGACGGACAACGCCGUGCUCCUGGUCCUCGCCCUCGGCGCCGCAGCGCUACUGCUCGCCUUGGCCGUGGCCGGCAACCGGAGCGAGGUGGUGCUGGUGCCGGUGGUGCUGGUGGUGAUCAUGUUCCUCAUCCAGAACAUCGUGCUCACCGCUCUCCUGCUUCUGGUGGUGGUCUACUUUGCUGGCAUAUACUACUACCGGCCAGACAGAGGGUACGGCUACGGCUAUGGGUACGGGUACGGCGGUGGUUUCGGCGGCGACUCGAGCGGCGGAGGGGGCGCCGGGCUGGGGUUCUUCAUGCUGCUGCUGCUGUGCCUGGUGCUGUGCGCCAUGUUCUCCGACGGCGGCAGCGGCUGGUGGAUCCCAGGUGUGCUGCUGGUUGCGUGCGUGCUCUGCCUCAAUCUCUUCUCCGGCGGCAAAGUCUGGGGAUAUGGAUACCCCUGA
Messenger RNA from Miscanthus lutarioriparius, 483 nucleotides. Lineage: Eukaryota; Viridiplantae; Streptophyta; Magnoliopsida; Poales; Poaceae. The record is from the annotation of a GenBank genome assembly.